GGCGGCGCCCGGCACGGGGACUGCCUGCGGCUGCCGAGGCUCCGAAAGCCUUUGUGGGCGCUGGUGGGCACCCCUGCGUUUGUCACCGGCCCCCGCGCCGGGAUCUGGACUCUCGCCCCCCCGCGGGGCGCUCCCUCGCCGUUGCUGGUGCACCCGCGUCCGGCUCGCCGUGGACGCCGGGCCUGGUGUUUCCUCCCGGGCCCGCCCUGCCCACUCCAUGUGGGCCUCGCGGACUCGGGGCACCGGGACCCCGAGGGCAGGGCGGACGCAGCCGGGCCCGGUUUCCGAGUCCGUCCUCAGGACGGCCGCCCCUCCCGCCUCGGGACACCCAGCGCUUUCCUCUUCAAAGCUGCUGUUUGGCCGGGCGCGGUGGCUCACGCCUGUAAUGCCAGCACUUUGGGAGGCCGAGGCGGGUGGAUCACGAGGUCAGGAGAUCGAGACCAUCCUGACUAACACGAUCUGCCUUCUGGAGACUGCGCCGUCCUCCCGGGAGAGCCAGAAAGAGGACAUGGCUGCUGGGCAGCGGGAAGCGAGGCCCCAGGUGUCACUGACAUUCGAGGACGUGGCUGUGCUGUUUACCCGGGAUGAGUGGAGAAAGCUGGCUCCUUCUCAGAGAAACUUGUACCGGGAUGUGAUGCUGGAGAACUAUAGGAACCUGCUCUCACUGGGGCUCCCAUUUACCAAACCACAAGUGAUCUCCCUGUUGCAGCAAGGAGAAGAUCCCUGGGAGGUGGAGAAAGAGGGUUCUGGUGUCUCCUCUCUAGGAUCGAAGAGCAGUCAUAAAACCACAAAGUCAACGCAAACACAAGACUCUUCAUUUCGGGGACUGAUACUGAAAAGAUCCAACAGGAAUGUACCUUGGGAUUUGAAAUUAGAAAAGCCUUACAUAUAUGAAGGCAGAUUAGAGAAAAAGCAGGAUAAAAAGGGAAGUUUUCAGAUAGUUUCAGCCACCCACAAAAAAAUCCCCACUAUAGAAAGAAGCCAUAAAAAUACUGAAUUGAGCCAAAACUUCAGCCCAAAGUCAGUGCUUAUUAGGCAACAGAUACUUCCCAGAGAAAAAACACCACCAAAAUGUGAAAUACAAGGAAACAGCCUCAAACAGAAUUCACAAUUACUUAAUCAACCAAAAAUUACAGCAGAUAAACGCUAUAAAUGUAGUCUGUGUGAAAAAACCUUCAUUAACACUUCAUCCCUUCGUAAACAUGAGAAAAACCAUAGUGGAGAGAAACUAUUUAAGUGUAAAGAAUGUUCAAAAGCCUUUAGCCAAAGUUCAGCUCUUAUUCAACAUCAAAUAACGCAUACUGGAGAGAAACCCUACAUAUGUAAAGAAUGUGGGAAAGCCUUUACUCUCAGUACAUCCCUUUAUAAACAUCUAAGAACCCAUACUGUGGAGAAAUCCUAUAGAUGUAAAGAAUGUGGUAAAUCCUUCAGCCGAAGGUCAGGACUUUUUAUACAUCAAAAAAUUCAUGCUGAAGAAAACCCUUGUAAGUAUAAUCCGGGUAGGAAGGCAUCUAGUUGCAGCACAUCCCUUUCUGGAUGUCAAAGAAUUCAUUCUAGAAAGAAGUCCUACUUAUGUAAUGAAUGUGGCAACACCUUUAAGUCUAGCUCAUCCCUUCGUUAUCAUCAGAGAAUUCACACUGGAGAGAAACCUUUUAAAUGUAGUGAAUGUGGGAGAGCCUUCAGCCAGAGUGCGUCUCUUAUUCAACAUGAAAGAAUUCACACUGGAGAAAAGCCCUACAGAUGCAAUGAAUGUGGGAAAGGCUUUACUUCUAUUUCACGACUUAAUAGACACCGAAUCAUUCAUACUGGAGAGAAGUUUUAUAAUUGUAAUGAAUGUGGUAAAGCCUUAAGCUCCCACUCAACACUUAUUAUUCAUGAGCGAAUUCAUACUGGAGAAAAACCAUGUAAAUGUAAAGUAUGUGGAAAAGCCUUCAGACAGAGUUCAGCUCUCAUUCAACAUCAGAGAAUGCAUACUGGAGAAAGACCCUAUAAGUGUAACGACUGUGGGAAAACGUUCAGGUGUAACUCAUCGCUUAGUAAUCACCAGAGAAUUCAUACUGGAGAGAAACCAUAUCGAUGUGAGGAAUGUGGGAUAUCUUUUGGCCAAAGUUCAGCUCUUAUUCAGCAUCGAAGGAUUCAUACAGGAGAAAAACCCUUUAAAUGUAAUACAUGUGGAAAAACUUUCAGACAAAGCUCAUCACGUAUUGCACAUCAGAGAAUUCAUACUGGAGAGAAACCCUAUGAAUGUAAUACAUGUGGGAAACUUUUCAACCAUAGGUCAUCCCUUACUAAUCAUUAUAAAAUUCAUAUCGAAGAGGACCCCUAGAAAGUAGAUUUGUGCGUGUGAAAGCCUUAAACCAAAGCUCAUCGAAGAAUACAUCAUUGAGAGAGAUGUAAUAAAUGUAAUGGAUGUGAAAAAAACUAAUAAUUUAUCCCUCAUUAGGUAUUUAAUUCCAUGGAUAAACGUCAACUAUAUAAUAGAUAUGAGGAAAGUGUUUGUGCCUGUCAGACACUUAAAAAAAUAACCUGAGAUGAAGAAUUUACAAUUGGAGACAUUGACUUUAGCCAUUUGUGAAAUGGGUUUGCUUUUUCCCUUUUCCUACAGACGUAUAUGCUAGAUGUCACGUGAUCAUCAGAAACAUAUGUGAGUGGGUGGGGAGGUGUGCUUUAGAUUUCUCGUUAGAAGACUACCAAACUGGUAAUAUUUUUAUAGCAUUUUAAUAGCAUACAAAUGAAUUGAUCAAAUUAUACCUUUUUAGAGAAAAGGACCAAAAUAAAAGAAAAAUAAAUUAUGAACUACCUCUCAGUCUCUGGGGUUCGUCCUUUUCCUACCCUGAUGUCAAACUUGUGCAUGGAUUUCAUUAAAAAAGAAAAAGAAAAA
Gorilla gorilla gorilla (western lowland gorilla) is the source of this 2881-nucleotide messenger RNA. RefSeq names its product zinc finger protein 354A (gene ZNF354A). Gene Ontology annotation, biological process: regulation of transcription by RNA polymerase II. The transcript is spliced from 5 exons. Gene Ontology annotation, cellular component: nucleus. Bases 218 to 2326 code for a protein of 702 amino acids. Gene Ontology annotation, molecular function: DNA-binding transcription activator activity, RNA polymerase II-specific; RNA polymerase II cis-regulatory region sequence-specific DNA binding. The record is from RefSeq and is a predicted model, not a curated record. NCBI's taxonomy places the organism in Eukaryota, Metazoa, Chordata, Mammalia, Primates, Hominidae.